AUGAUCCGCCACCUCCGGUCACGCGUGCUUUCUCUCCUCCGCUUCCCGUCCCGUCUCCCUGCCGCCCACCUCGCUCCCCUCCACAGCCUCCUCUCCACGACCGCAUCCGUUCCCCCCAAAUCUUUCUCCGUCAAGGACUUCCUCGUCACCGACUGCGGCCUCACCCGAGAGCAAGCCAUCAAGACCUCCAAAAGGCUCUCCUACCUCACGUCUCUCUCCAGGCCUGCGGCCGCCCUGGCUUUCCUCUCGGCCCGCGGCGUCCCCCGCUCCGCCAUCGCCGCCGCCGUGGCCGCCGACCCGCGCAUCCUGUCCGCCAGCGUGGGCAGGGUCCUCGCCCCGCGCUUCACCGAGCUCACCGAGAUCGGCCUCUCGCCUUCGCAGAUCGUGGACAUCCUCUCGAUCCGCCGCACGGGCUCUCUUCGCGGCAACCUCCUCUUCUGGAUCCAAACCCUGGGCACCUACGACAAGCUGCUCCCUCUCGCCAAGUCCAACUGCGAUCUCCUCAGAACCAGUCUCGAGAAGGUGAUCAAGCCAAACCUCAACACCCUGCGGGAGUGCGGGGUAAGUGCUUCCGACAUUGCAGGUGGAAGCAUGUACUCCAGUCGCCUCUUCACCGUGAAACACCAGGUCCUCAUGGGCGCCAUCGCGCGAGUGGAGGAGUUAGGCGUGGAACGCGGCUCAGGCAUGUUCCCCCGCGCACUCGCUGCACUCUCCUUCUUGAGCAAGGACAUUCUCGACGGGAAAGUACAACUGUUGCGGAAGCUGGGGUUUUCGCAGGAUGAGCUAGUGAUGAUUCUGAAGAAGGCGCCGCAGGUCCUGGCUCUUUCCGAGAAAAAGAUCCAGCGAGCUGUGGAGUUCUUGAUGAGGGACGUCUCUCUGCAGGCACCCUACAUUGCCCGACGGCCAGCUCUCAUCAUGUAUAGCCUUGAGAAGCGGUUGAUGCCCCGGCACUCCUUGCUCGAGGUUCUCAGGCACAAGGGACUAUUUGGUGUGGAGCGGGACUACUAUACAAUUGCUGUGAUGACUGAGAAGAAGUUUGUGCACAAGUUUGUGGAUCCUUAUAAGAGCAGCUUUCCAGGCCUGGCUGAUGAUUAUGCCUCUGCAUGUCUUGGGAAAGCAUAGUGGAGAUGCUUGGCCAUAAGAUUGAAACUUUGGUGUCCAAAUCUGCUCAUUUUGAGAGUGUCUAAGGAUUCUCUUCGUCAGAAGACUGGCAACGAAUUCGAUUUAGAGCCAGAGUACACUGGACUUCAAAGAGACCUACGCAAUUCAUGUAGAGUGUGGAGAGGCAUCAGGUUCCACGGCAUCGUGCCGUGAAGGUCCUGCUGGUAGAGGCAUCAGAUCGAAGUUCAUGGAUUGUUGCAAGGAAAGUGUUCCUGGGCUCACUUAUAUGUAUGAUGCUGAUUGUACUGCAGAGGUGCCCCCAAAUUCAAUUUUGACAUGUUAACAUAUCGUUUUUAAACAAGGUACUUCUGUGUGAUCAUGAAAGUGACAUAACUCCCUCCAUGCUACCAAAGUUAAUUGUUUGCUUUGGCUUAUAUUUCUUGGCUAAAAUAAGCAUAGAAAAUAUGAACUAGUUUUUAAUAUGGUACUGUCUACAGUGUAGGUUUUAUAAGAAAUAUGUUUAAGUUUUUACAAACUAGGCUUUUAUAUAUGUUGGAGCAACUUGAGCCUGAGCAAGAUAGGAUGUAGCUCACUUGCUGUUAGGUAAAAUGCUUGACUUGAAUAGACUUGUAUCCAGCAGAAAUGAAUGUGACAUUCCGUCUGUAGAAAUGAAUAUACCAUAUGCACCAGCUCCUUAAGUUCGAUAAG
Molecule: messenger RNA, 1809 nt
Organism: Lolium rigidum
Lineage: Eukaryota; Viridiplantae; Streptophyta; Magnoliopsida; Poales; Poaceae
Product: transcription termination factor MTERF4, chloroplastic-like
Exons: 2
Coding region: 1-1122 (373 amino acids)
Biological process (GO): chloroplast organization; regulation of DNA-templated transcription
Cellular component (GO): chloroplast
Molecular function (GO): double-stranded DNA binding
Source: RefSeq, a predicted model, not a curated record